Molecule: messenger RNA, 669 nt
Organism: Penicillium argentinense
Lineage: Eukaryota; Fungi; Ascomycota; Eurotiomycetes; Eurotiales; Aspergillaceae
Product: DUF3425 domain-containing protein
Exons: 1
Coding region: 1-669 (222 amino acids)
Source: RefSeq, a predicted model, not a curated record
AUGAUCUUGGAUACACUGCGCAUCCUGGGCCCGACCACAGACGAUGCGAAUCUUGUCCUCCGGCAACUUGAAAUAAUCCUUACUGCCCACGCCGAACGCAUGGGUGGCUCACCACUCGUAGAUCUACGCUUAAAUGUGACGAGACUCAACGUCCUCAGAGCAUUGCAUGCCAAUUUGGAAAUUCUAGGCUACAGCUCAAGCGCUAUUCAAGACGAUGCUCAGUCAUGCUUUACCGUACUGGGACCUUCACAAGCGAGUGACUUGCGUGAGGCGACUCUACCACCCGCUCUCACACCGACCAUGAUUCAGUGGACGAUUCCCCAUCAUCCGUGGCUGGACCUUAUCCCCUUCCCGCGAAUGCGAGAUAACUUGAUCCUGGCGCAAGAUUUGAUGGAUGAUGAGCAAUUGUGCCGCGAUAUGUGUGGGCAGAGGCCUCCCCCUUCUUCCAGCCAGAACCUCUGUCGGGGAUCGGGAAUCGGCGAAACGGGUGUUCUCGUUUGGCGGGAUCCAUGGGAUCCGUCGGGCUGGGAAGUUACCGAGACAUUUAUCCGACUUUGGGGUUGGGCCAUUCAAGAUUGUUGGGAUCUUUUCAGUUCCACCGACGCAUGGCGGGUUCAUCGCGGGGAGAAGCCGUUAUUUGGGAAAAUUGAGAGUGUCCAACGACACUAA